Molecule: messenger RNA, 372 nt
Organism: Coccidioides immitis RS
Lineage: Eukaryota; Fungi; Ascomycota; Eurotiomycetes; Onygenales; Onygenaceae
Exons: 2
Coding region: 1-372 (123 amino acids)
Biological process (GO): cristae formation
Cellular component (GO): MICOS complex; mitochondrial crista junction
Source: RefSeq, a predicted model, not a curated record
AUGGGGUUUUUCACCGGCUUUUUUGGAGGAUUCACCCUCACUGCCUCGAUCCUCUAUAUAACCGUACACCUGCAUCUUGCGAACCGGCAUCAUCAACAUGUCCUUCUACGCGAACAAAUCGAUCUUCUUAAUACUCUCUCGCUCCCAGCAACAGCCAGAAAUGGGCUCAUUGGCAAUGCUGCCGCUGAUGUAAUGGCUCGUCGAGGAUAUCUUCCCCGACAGAGACCGGGAAUCAUGGAAUUGGGCAAAGAAAAAUGGAAUCAGGAAGUCAGGCUGUUAGUUAGGAGGGCGCAGGAGUUAAAGUGGGAGGAUGUACAGGAAAAAGUUCAAAAAGGCUGGGAGACAGCAAGGCGCUUGACGAAGGACAGAUAA